AUGGGCGGCGCGCUCUAUCCGGAAAGUUUGAUCAGGGUUCAUACCGACUUCCUCAGUCGCAACAUUCUUGGGAAUACACAUUCGGUCAACAACAGUUCCAAAAUGUCCCUGGAUUAUGCCAAUAAGGCCCGCUCUGCUGUCCUCUCCUUCUUCCAUGCCCCAUCUGGAUACACUGUUGUUUUCACCUCCAACGCAACAGCAGCGUUAAAGUUGGUGGGAGAAUCGUAUCCGUUUGCCAGUGACAGCAGCCUUGUGCUUGGUACCGACUCACACAAUAGCGUUCAUGGCAUUCGGGAGUAUGCGACAUCUAAGGGAGCCCGAGUUUGUUACAUUCCCGCCACUUCUGUUGGAGGAUUCGAAGUUACAACUGCAAAGAACAUUCUUCUGCGAAACCGCCCCGAACCGCGUUACCUCGCCUCUAGUCUUUUUGUGCUAACUGCACAAUCCAACAUUACCAAUAGCAAAAAUCCUCUUGCGAUCGCUGAAUAUGCAUCUCGUCUCGGGUACCAUACUCUUCUGGACGCUGCCGCUCUCGUUCCGACAUCAGUCUUUUCCCUCUCGGAACACCCUGUGGAUGCUGUGGCUGUAUCAUUUUAUAAAAUGUUCGGCUUUCCGACCGGUGUCGGGGCGCUGAUCGUCAGAAGCGCAUUUUUAUCAAAACUCAGAAGGCCCUGGUUUGCGGGUGGAUCCGUUGAUGUGGUACAGGUUCCUGGUAAUAUCGUUACCAGAGCACACGAACCUCACGAACAAUUUGAGGAUGGUACUAUAAACUACCUGACUCUUCCCGCGAUAACGGACGGCUUGCGAUUUCUCUCUGCCUAUCUCCCAUUUCUCCCUCUGCGUCUUUCCUCCCUUCUCCAUUUUCUCAUUUCCUCGCUCUCGCAAGUGUACCAUGACACUACCGGUAAACCUGCUGUUCGCAUCCUCUCACGAAUGCCAACAACACGACUACGUUCGGUCGGUGAGCAAAUGGACACGGGUUCGAUUAUUUCUUUGUUAUUCUUAGGGCCAUGGGGAGAAAUAUUGCCCAAUUCUUUCAUUGAAUACUCGGCUUCAGUGAAGAAGAUCUCGUUACGGACAGGAUGUGUCUGCAAUCCUGGCGGUGCGGCCGCCAUCUUGGGUAUUGAAGAAGACAUGCGGCAACUAUACCCCGGCGUAACCCUGAAGGACUUUGAGCAUAUAGUGGGGCGAGAACUGGGGGUCGUCAGGAUCAGUCUGGGGCUUGUGAGUAAUUUCCAGGACGUUUGGAAGGUGAUACAGUUCGCAAAGUCUAUGGCAUCCGAGAGCUCUCGCCAGGAUCAAUGGGAUGUCUGGCUUGAAUCGGCCUGCCCGGAAAUUAUAGGCCAGGCAAUCUAA
Molecule: messenger RNA, 1356 nt
Organism: Laccaria bicolor S238N-H82
Lineage: Eukaryota; Fungi; Basidiomycota; Agaricomycetes; Agaricales; Hydnangiaceae
Exons: 6
Coding region: 1-1356 (451 amino acids)
Biological process (GO): molybdopterin cofactor metabolic process
Molecular function (GO): molybdenum cofactor sulfurtransferase activity
Source: RefSeq, a predicted model, not a curated record